Histoplasma mississippiense is the source of this 1005-nucleotide messenger RNA. RefSeq lists its product as hypothetical. The transcript is spliced from 2 exons. Bases 1 to 1005 code for a protein of 334 amino acids. The record is from RefSeq and is a predicted model, not a curated record. Lineage: Eukaryota; Fungi; Ascomycota; Eurotiomycetes; Onygenales; Ajellomycetaceae.
AUGGGCUUUCGAGAUUGGACAAAAAUGGAAUUUAUGAAAGGCGAUAUCAAUGAGUUUAUAGACACUAUCGCAGGUUAUAAGUCAACAAUCUCAGUCGGCCUAGGCACUAUUACUAUGCAUACCUCCAAAGUUUCCCACCGAGUGCUUCAAGAAUAUAAUGAAAUGAUCCAGGACACAGCAUACAAUCUUGAGGUCCACUUACAGCGAAUCGAUGAGAAAAUGGCGCAAUUUACUUCCCAAAACGCUUACACCUCAGACAUAGCCAUAGACCUGAAAGACGAAAGAGAAGUGACCAAACAAUGCCUUCGUGUCUGUGAUGACGCGAGGUCUUACAUCGAGUCCUUGGCAAACCGAGAAUCUUCUCUACUGCAAGAGGUACCUCAAAACGCUUCUGACAAUGAUAUCCACAAUUACUUCGAAGCGCAACUGCUCACACGCCGAGCUCUGAAUGACAAUCGAGAUAGCUUCGAAGAGGUCACCGGCCGCCUUCGGGAACGUCUAGAGUCGCUGAUCCGGAAUGGAGACUCUGGAAAGGACAAUGAGAGAUUGCGAUUACAGGAAGAUAUCAAUAUUUCAAAGCAGUGCCUAGAGGUGUGCAAGGUGGCUAGCGAAGUUUCACGUCAGAAAAUAUAUAGAAUUGGGGAGGUCAUUGCCGAUGGGGACAGUGAUCAAGUAGUGGUGACUACUUUAGCGGACCUAUUUGAUAUUAAAAGAGCACUGUCUAAAGGCAAUUCAGCGCAAUUGGUCGGCUCAAUGACGGAAGAAGCUCUUCGGCAUCUCGCCGACAGGCGCUAUAGCAGUCGUUUUGGAGCUGUAACCGGUGACUCUGAUCCUGCCGAAAUCGACACCACCAGCUCGCCUUCGUUGCUCGAGACUCGGCGGAGUAAAUAUGUUGUCCGAGCGCAAACCGAUGGUGAAGAGCAGCCUCCUGUACCGAAAACGAGACGUAAGAUGCCGUCUCCCAACGAGGUGAGAAAACGGGCGGUGGGUGAUGCAACGGACUAA